GAGGCGCCCGCUGCGCGACCAACGACGAAUAUCUACUGUGCAAAUCCGAUAUCAAGAGGGAUCUCGUCACCGCCACGGCCGCCAUCUCCGCCCUAGGCACGUUCUGCAUGGGUCUGGCUAACAAGCAUCUUCCGACAGGCCCGUGGGAAUUGCGCCCGGCAUGGGUUUGAACGCAUACUUCGCUUACACCGUCGUCGGUUCUAACGGAUCAGGCCAGGUGCCUUACGAGGUUGCCCUGACGGCCAUCUUCAUUGAAGGCUUCAUUUUCUUCGGCCUUGCCGUGCUCGGUCUGCGGCAAUGGCUCGCACGCGCCAUUCCCCGCUGCAUCAAGCUCGCGACGAGCGUUGGAAUCGGCUUGUUCCUCACUCUGAUCGGCUUGACCUAUGCCGAGGGCAUUGGCCUUAUCAUGGGUGGGACAUCAGUGCCCAUCCAGCUCGCCGGCUGUCGGCAGGAGCAGAUUGUAAACGGCGAGUGCCCGAGCGCCGUCAAGAUGCGCAGCCCCAUGAUGUGGGUUGGGAUUUUCUGCGGCGGCGUCUUCACCGUCAUGCUCAUGAUGUACCGCGUCAAGGGCGCCAUCAUUGCCGGCAUCCUCCUCGUCUCCAUCAUCUCGUGGCCUCGCACGACGCCCGUCACCUAUUUCCCCUACACUCCAGUCGGCGACAGCAACUUUGACUUCUUCCGCAAGGUCGUCGACUUCCACCCGAUCCAGAACGUCCUCAACGUCCAGCGCUGGGAUAUUGGGGACUAUGGCGGCCAGUUCGGCCUGGCCCUCAUCACCUUCCUCUACGUCGACAUCCUCGACUGCACCGGCACCCUCUACUCCAUGGCCCACUAUGCUAACCUCGUCGACCCCGUCACCCAGGACUUUGAGGGCUCCACCAUGGCGUACAUGGUCGACUCACUGACCAUCUCCAUCGGCGCCGUGUUUGGAACGCCCCCCGUCACCGCCUUUGUCGAGUCGGGCGCCGGAAUCGGCGAAGGCGGCAAGACGGGCCUAACGGCCAUGGCCACCGGCCUGUGCUUCUUCAUCUCCAUCUUCUUCGCGCCCAUCUUCGCCUCGAUCCCGCCCUGGGCCACCGGCUGCGUGCUGGUGCUGGUCGGCUCCAUGAUGGUGCACGCCGUGACCGAGAUCAACUGGCGGUACAUGGGGGACUCGGUCCCGGCGUUUGUCACCAUCGCCAUCAUGCCCUUCACCUACUCCAUCGCCGACGGCCUGAUCGCCGGCGUGUGCCUGUACAUCCUGAUCAACUCGCUUGUCUGGGUCAUCGAGAAGGCGUCCGGCGGCCGCCUUGUGCCCCCUAACAAGGACCUCAAGGAGCCGUGGACGUGGCGCACCGAGGGUGGCAUCAUGCCCCCGUGGAUGACGCGCCUGGCCAGCGGAAAGAAGGACUUUUGGCGCGCUGCGCACCCCAACCCGUCUGUGUCAGACGCCGAGGGCGUGGCCGAGAAGAUUGAGGGCAAGACGACAGGGUCGGACCACGACGCGGCGAUGGCCACUGGCCGAGGUGAGAAGGCGACAUAACGAAGGGAGCCAUUCGGAGGGCGGAUCUAAGGAUGGAGUGAUAGGGCGGUCCAAGCGCCGGGAGCCUGAGUUCCAGUUGAAUACAGCGCACUUGUUUUAUGCCAGCCGUUGCCUGGCACUGGGGUCUGUGGCGCGGCGCUGUUCCGGGGAAUGAUACUGGACACAAUGAAGAUAUGUCUUGCCGUUAUUG
This is a messenger RNA of Parathielavia appendiculata, 1712 nucleotides long. RefSeq lists its product as uncharacterized. The record is from RefSeq and is a predicted model, not a curated record. Gene Ontology annotation, biological process: guanine transport; adenine transport; transmembrane transport. Gene Ontology annotation, cellular component: plasma membrane. Bases 161 to 1522 code for a protein of 453 amino acids. Gene Ontology annotation, molecular function: purine nucleobase transmembrane transporter activity. Lineage: Eukaryota; Fungi; Ascomycota; Sordariomycetes; Sordariales; Chaetomiaceae. The transcript is spliced from 2 exons.